Messenger RNA from Rattus rattus (black rat), 1798 nucleotides. It is a transcript of the gene Th, whose product is annotated as tyrosine hydroxylase. NCBI's taxonomy places the organism in Eukaryota, Metazoa, Chordata, Mammalia, Rodentia, Muridae. The record is from RefSeq and is a predicted model, not a curated record. Gene Ontology annotation, molecular function: iron ion binding; tyrosine 3-monooxygenase activity. Gene Ontology annotation, biological process: heart development; response to ethanol; response to hypoxia. The transcript is spliced from 13 exons. Gene Ontology annotation, cellular component: cytoplasm; perikaryon; axon. The coding region runs from base 41 to 1537 and encodes 498 amino acids.
AGGGCUGUGGAGACAGAACUCGGGACCACCAGCUUGCACUAUGCCCACCCCCAGCGCCCCCUCGCCACAGCCCAAGGGCUUCAGAAGGGCCGUCUCCGAGCAGGAUGCCAAGCAGGCCGAGGCUGUCACGUCCCCAAGGUUCAUCGGACGGCGACAGAGUCUCAUUGAGGAUGCCCGCAAGGAGCGGGAGGCGGCGGCAGCUGCAGCGGCAGCAGCGGUAGCCUCCUCGGAACCUGGGAACCCACUGGAGGCUGUGGUAUUUGAGGAGAGGGAUGGGAAUGCUGUUCUCAACCUGCUCUUCUCCCUGAGGGGUACAAAACCCUCCUCCUUGUCUCGGGCUGUAAAAGUAUUUGAGACAUUUGAAGCCAAAAUUCACCACUUAGAGACCCGGCCUGCCCAGAGGCCACUGGCAGGAAGCCCCCACCUGGAGUAUUUUGUGCGCUUCGAGGUGCCCAGUGGAGACCUGGCUGCCCUCCUCAGCUCUGUGCGUCGGGUGUCUGACGACGUGCGCAGUGCCAGAGAGGACAAGGUUCCCUGGUUCCCAAGAAAAGUGUCGGAAUUGGACAAGUGUCACCACCUGGUCACCAAGUUUGACCCUGACCUGGACCUGGACCAUCCGGGCUUCUCUGACCAGGUGUAUCGCCAGCGCCGGAAGCUGAUUGCAGAGAUUGCCUUCCAGUACAAGCACGGUGAACCAAUUCCCCACGUGGAAUACACAGCGGAAGAGAUUGCUACCUGGAAGGAGGUAUAUGUCACGCUGAAGGGCCUCUAUGCUACCCACGCCUGCCGGGAGCACCUGGAGGGUUUCCAGCUUCUGGAACGGUACUGUGGCUACCGAGAGGACAGCAUCCCACAGCUGGAGGACGUGUCCCGCUUCUUGAAGGAGCGGACUGGCUUCCAGCUGCGACCCGUGGCCGGUCUACUGUCCGCCCGUGAUUUUUUGGCCAGUCUGGCCUUCCGUGUGUUUCAAUGCACCCAGUAUAUCCGCCAUGCCUCCUCACCUAUGCAUUCACCUGAGCCGGACUGCUGCCAUGAGCUGUUGGGACAUGUACCCAUGUUGGCUGACCGCACAUUUGCCCAGUUCUCCCAGGACAUUGGACUUGCAUCUCUGGGGGCCUCAGAUGAAGAAAUUGAAAAACUCUCCACGGUGUACUGGUUCACUGUGGAAUUCGGGCUAUGUAAGCAGAAUGGGGAGCUGAAGGCUUACGGUGCAGGGCUGCUGUCUUCCUACGGAGAGCUCCUGCACUCCCUGUCAGAGGAGCCUGAGGUCCGGGCCUUUGACCCAGACACAGCAGCUGUGCAGCCCUACCAAGAUCAAACCUACCAGCCUGUGUACUUUGUGUCCGAGAGCUUCAACGAUGCCAAGGACAAGCUCAGGAACUAUGCCUCUCGUAUCCAGCGCCCAUUCUCUGUGAAGUUUGACCCGUACACACUGGCCAUUGACGUACUGGACAGCCCUCACACCAUCCGGCGCUCCUUGGAGGGGGUCCAGGAUGAGCUGCACACCCUGGCCCAUGCACUGAGUGCCAUUAGCUAAAUGCAUAGGGUACCACCCACAGGUGCCAGGGGCCUUUCCCAAAGUCUCCAUCCCCUUCUCCAACCUUUCCUGGCCCAGAGGCUUUCCCAUGUGUGUGGCUGGGCCCUUUGAUGGGCUCCUCUUGGACCCCCCUCCUCCCAACACUGCUUCUCAACCAUGUCUUACUACUGCAUGCACUCCAGGGUGGUCCUGCAUUCCUCCUGCCCUCCAUGCUCUAUACUACCCUGAUUAUUCUCUCAAUAAAGGAAGGAAAGGUCUCCA